Brachypodium distachyon (stiff brome) is the source of this 1661-nucleotide messenger RNA. RefSeq names its product casein kinase II subunit alpha. The record is from RefSeq and is a predicted model, not a curated record. Lineage: Eukaryota; Viridiplantae; Streptophyta; Magnoliopsida; Poales; Poaceae. Bases 64 to 1296 code for a protein of 410 amino acids. The transcript has 10 exons. Gene Ontology annotation, molecular function: ATP binding; protein serine/threonine kinase activity. Gene Ontology annotation, cellular component: nucleus; cytosol; protein kinase CK2 complex. Gene Ontology annotation, biological process: protein phosphorylation.
AGCUCCAGCUUCAGUUGCCGCAGCGCGUGACCAAUCCAUCCUCUCGCGCCGUCAAAUUGCUACAUGGCCUGGUGCGCCCUGCGCAGCCGCCUGCUCCCGGACUUCCCCCACGCCGCCGCCACGCCCCACCGGCUCCUGCUCUGCCUCCUCUCCACCGCGGCCCCGCGCCACUCACAUCACCACCACCGCCGCCGCCGCCGCCUCUUCCCCACCUCCUACGCUGCCGCGCCCCCGGCCGCCGAGGCGCCGCGCCCGAUGCCGCCUGUCGGCCGCGCCACGCGUCACCCCGAGGGUGCCACCUCCAUCGCGCGCGUCUACGCCGAUGUCAACUCGCAGCGGCCCAAGGAGUACUGGGACUACGAGUCGCUCGACAUCGAGUGGGGGGAGCAGGAUGGGUACGAGGUGCUGCGGAAGGUAGGGAAGGGGAAGUACAGCGAGGUGUUCGAAGGCUUCCGGACCGCGAGCGAAGAGAGGUGCGUCAUUAAGAUCCUCAAGCCCGUCAGGAAGAAGAAGAUAAAGAGGGAAAUAAAGAUACUUCAAAACUUAUAUGGCGGACCAAACAUUAUAAAGCUACUCGAUAUUGUCAGAGAUGAUGAUUCAAAGACACCUAGUCUGAUCUUUGAACAUGUUAACAAUACUGACUUCAGAGUGCUCUACCCCACACUAUCGGAUUAUGAUAUCAGAUACUAUAUUUUUGAGUUGUUGAAGGCAUUGGAUUAUUGUCACUCACGGGGUAUCAUGCACCGAGAUAUCAAACCCCACAACAUCAUGAUUGAUCAUGAGAAACGCCAGCUUCGUCUUAUUGAUUGGGGUCUUGCAGAGUUUUAUCAUCCCGGGAUGGAAUAUAAUGUUAGAGUUGCUUCAAGAUGCUAUAAGGGCCCUGAAUUACUUGUGGAUUUGUUAGACUAUGAUUAUUCGUUAGAUCUGUGGAGCCUUGGCUGCAUGUUUGCUGCAAUGAUAUUCCGAGUGGACCCUUUCUUUCAUGGUCAGGAUAACCACGAUCAGUUAGCUAAAAUAACCAAGGUUCUCGGGACAGAAGAUUUCUACAGCUACCUUGAAAAAUAUGGUCUUGAGCUUGACCCAAAGCUUGAAAUGCUUGUUGGAAGACAUCGAAGGAAGGCAUGGUUAAAGUUUGUUGACUCAGGGAACAGACACCUAGUGAGCCCUGAGGCUAUCGAUUUUCUAGACAAGCUGCUCCGCUAUGAUCACCAGGAAAGGCCUACAGCAAAGGAAGCCAUGGCUCAUCCCUAUUUCAAUCCAGUAAGAAGCACUGAAAGCAGCCGGAGUGUUCAGUAGUGCAUCCCUAUCUGGUAUUUGCACUGUGACGCCAGGAACAUGACAUAUUUGACAAUUUUUCAAAAUUUUGAAACUGCAUGACAGAUAUAUAUAGGGCAAAUUUUAUGGUACCUAUUACUCAUCCGUCCAAACGGAGUACCAUGCAAAGGCAGUUUAGUCUUUUUCGCACAUGAGUUGAGGCAUGACUAAGAGUGAGACUUUUUUAUUUUCAAUCCGUGUGGUUCCAGGCUUUGUCCAGAUAACGCCUUGACCGGCAUGUAACUGUCACAUCAUUGUUUUACUUGAAUUAAUUCUUUUUUCAUGCUGAUUGUUCCGUUCUGAAGUUCAGUUUUAUCAAUAAGAAUAUAUCUCACCUUUUGCUUGAA